CAGCCCUCGGAGCUGUUCGGCCAAGUUCGGCUCCGUUCGGUUUAUUUUCAUCUCCGCCUCCAGCUGAGCGGAGCGACAAGAAGUUCGGACACCGAGGAGCCCAGAGCUGCCGCGGAGCCGAACCGAACCAGGAACUGGACCUGGACCACAGCGACACCACGGCGCAACCGGGACCAGCGCGGUGAGCGGACCGGGACCGGGACCGGAACGGAAUCGAAGACGGCAUCAUUCCUUUCCAGAAGUCAGGGAGGUUCGGGUCGGACAGGCGGCGGUUCGGGGCAGCAGAACCGUGUCAAAGUGGACCGCCGGCGGCUGCAGGCAGCACCAUGUACCAAGUCCAGGAGAGCCGCCCCCUGCUGAGCCCCUCCAUCGAUGACUUCCUGGCAGAGAGCCGCAGCGAAGCCGCCUCCGGACGACCCCCGACCUCCAACCCCGCAGUUCUGUCCACGGCUCUGGACCUGGUGGACCUGAGCGACCCGGCAGAGACCCGGCACCACCGGGUCACCAAGAGUCCAGUGAGGAGGACGACCGGGUCCAGGAGCCCCCGGCACAGAACCAGAACCGAAGAGACGGAGCUGGUCCCGGUCCAGCUGGAGCGCCGGCCUGCCGGACCCGGAACCCCCGACAGGACAUCCCUGGACUCGGUCAGCCUGUCCUCUCCUCUGGACAAGUGGGACGAGUUGGACCUGGACCUGGAGGACGGGGGACGACGCAGACGCCGCCAGGCCAGAUGCACCUCCCACCACUCCUCCAGCGAGUUGCUAUGGUCUGCAGAGUUUAGGACAGAUCCUCUGAUGAAGAGCAGCUUGGACGAUCUGGACUUCAUAUCUCUGAACCAGGACAACAGCGUGUCCAGACUCCGCAGACGGACCCGCUCUCUGCUGGGCAGGAACGAGUCCCUGGAGGACGAGUUCGUCCGCGCGAAGGCGGCUGUAGAGUCGGACACAGAGUUCUGGGACAAGAUGCAGGCGGAGUGGGAGGAGCUUGCUCGCAGGAACUGGUUGGAGGAGACGGAGAGCCAGCAGAAGCCGGCCCCGCCCCCCGGCUCACCUGUGGAGAAGGGUUACUACUUCAGCGCCACCAACCCGUACCUUGACUGGCCCAACGCCUUCGCUGAGGGUCAGGAUAAAGCUAGAGAGGGAGACCUGAACGCUGCCGUCCUGCUGCUGGAGGCCGCCAUCUUACAGGACCCCAGUGACGCCGAGGCGUGGCAGACGCUGGGGACGACUCAGGCCGAGAACGAGAACGAACAGGCCGCCAUCGCCUCGCUGCAGAGGUGUCUGGAGCUCCGCCCCAACAACCUGCCGGCCCUCAUGGCGCUCGCCGCCAGCCUCACCAACAGCAGCCAGCUGCCGGAGGCCUGCGACGCUCUGCGCCGCUGGAUCGGCCACAACCACAGAUACCGACACCUGGUCCAGAGCAGGAGUCCGCUACAGGGUUCCCCAGCCACACCACGCAGGGGCCCCGGCUGCUCCACACCUGCAAGCUCGGCGCUGCAGGAAGUUCUGCUGCUCUUCCAGGAAGCGGCGCAGCUGAACGUGGAUAACGUGGAUCCGGACCUGCAGACCGGACUCGGAGUUCUGUACAACCUGAGCUCAGAGUUUGAUCGGGCGGUGGAGGCGUUCAGCGCUGCGCUGUCCGUCAGACCGCAGGACUACCUGCUGUGGAACCGGCUGGGAGCGACGCUGGCUAACGGCAGCCGCAGCGCCGAGGCAGUGGAGGCGUACGGCCGCGCGCUGCAGCUGCGGCCCGGCUUCAUCCGCUCCCGAUACAACCUGGGCAUCAGCUGCAUCAACCUGGGCUCGCUCAGGGAGGCUGUCAGUAACUUCGUCACGGCUCUGAACCAGCAGAGGUGCAGCCAGCGCUGCAGCCAGCUGCAGAUGUCCACCAACAUCUGGGCCGCCCUGCGGAUCGCCGUCUCCAUGAUGGACGACCCCGGGCUGGACCGGGCCGCCAGCCUGGGGGACCUGGACCUGCUGACCAGAACCCUGGAGGGCAGAGACCUGUGAUCGGGUCAGAGGUCACAGGAGGAGGUGGAGAAUGCUGCUGCACCUGAAGCACAACCCUUUAACCUGGAGAACCUUCUGCUGGAGCUCCGCCCCUUGACCUCUGACCUGUCAGCAGAGCAAUUUUCUCUCCUUCUGUAUCUAAAUGUCAGAGGAAGUUCUGCGCCUCUGGCCUGACCUCUGACCCGUCAGCAGCUGCAGCUCCUAGCUGAACGGAUUGUAGCGCAGACGCAGGAUCAGAACAAAGAAGAGUUUGUAUUAAUAGCAGCGGUGUUCAGUACGGAGGCCUGUAGGGGACAUGGGGAUUUUUUCUUUUGCGUUCCCUGGCAGUGACGUCCUGAUCAGUUCAUGUGUUAUGACUGAACACUUUCUCACGGCCAUCUUACUUUCUGCUAUAAUCUGAGGCUUUCAUGAGGUUUUUCCAUAGAUGUUAAAAUCUCAAUGGGAAAUAUCUGAAGUUUUAUAUCUUUUUCUUUAAGAUAGAAAUUAACCACAAACCUCUGAUAUAAACAGAAACUUUCCAUAAGAAGGAAAGAAAUAAAAAAUACAUAAAAACUAUUUGGACUAUUUCUGAGUUAUUAUUAUUAUAGAGUUCAGUGUCUUGUUGCUCUGAACGGUCAACGUUUCCAUCCCAGCCGACACUAACAGACAUAAACAUGGACUGAACCAUUUCCAGUCAGAGUUAAGGAUACACACCUUUUCAGCGAGGCUCUUUAUUUGAAACUUUAAAUUUUAAAUUGACAUUUGUGGCUGAAAAUAAAAUAGACCAGCAAAUGUUGCAGGAAGCUUUCUGUGAGGGAAACCUUUCCCCAUGACCCCCAGAGGCCUCCGUAGUUUAAUCAAUAUUUAUUAAUGCUUGAAUAUUAAUGUCCGUAUGAGCUGCAGAGCCGAGUCAGUAGGUUUUACUGAGUCACCAAAAUAAAAGCUCAGGUGAGAACAAAGGGGGCGGGGCCUAAACUGCAGGUCAAACACAUAAAUAAUACUCAGUGAAACUAUUUAAGUUAUUUGUGAAUAAAUAUGAUCCAUCAGUAUUUCUCCUCAGGGAGUCGGAGGGUCUGAUCUGAGCUGCUCUGUGUUUUACGUUCUGACUCAUCAUAUUCAUACAUAUUCAUAUCAAUGGAGUCGUUUUAAUCAGUGAUAACGAGGCUUUUUAAUAAACUCAUAGCUGAACCCGGAGGUCAGAGGUCAACCAUCUCUCCAUACAGACACAGAUAUUUGGCACCCAAAACUAAACUAGGAAACCAGUUUGGUUCCUGUUGCCAAGUUUCCGAAAUUUAAUUUAGCAAAGUUUUAUCAUUUCUUAUUCCUUUAAAUGUAAUUUCCAUUUUGUCCUAAUGAGGGCGCUGUAUUCCAGCCUGUGCCCUUAUUUGAUUGUUUUUAUGGUUUUUAAUAAGUUAGUGUUGAGCACUGUUGCACUUUUAAUCCUGUUUUAUUCAUUUUUAUUGUGUUUGUCACUUCACACAUAAAUCCUAUUAAUCGAUAUUAAAGACAAUAAUCAGUU
Xiphophorus hellerii (green swordtail) is the source of this 3507-nucleotide messenger RNA. It is a transcript of the gene pex5lb, whose product is annotated as peroxisomal biogenesis factor 5-like b. Gene Ontology annotation, molecular function: protein binding. Gene Ontology annotation, biological process: protein import into peroxisome matrix, docking. NCBI's taxonomy places the organism in Eukaryota, Metazoa, Chordata, Actinopteri, Cyprinodontiformes, Poeciliidae. The record is from RefSeq and is a predicted model, not a curated record. The transcript is spliced from 13 exons. Gene Ontology annotation, cellular component: peroxisomal membrane; cytosol. The coding region runs from base 327 to 2009 and encodes 560 amino acids.